This is a messenger RNA of Oryza sativa Japonica Group (Japanese rice), 3263 nucleotides long. Lineage: Eukaryota; Viridiplantae; Streptophyta; Magnoliopsida; Poales; Poaceae. The record is from RefSeq and is a predicted model, not a curated record.
CCCACCGCACGCAGCAGCAGCUGCCCGCCUGAGCUGAGCUCCCAAUCCGGCAAUCCGCCAUGCCCGCCGCCGAGAGCUGCCACUCCCGCAGCCUCUCGUGGCUCGUCAAGUCCUGCAUCCCCGCCGACCCCGCCCGCCACAUCGCCGUCCCCGUUCUUUGCCCCACCCCGCAACCGCCGCCUCCCUCGUCGCCGCCGGCACCCCCAAUCUCCACCCUCCCCGACGACCUCCUCCUCGAGUGCCUCGCCCGCGUCCCCCGCGCCUCCCUCCCUCCGCUCCCCGCCGUCUCCCGCCGCUUCGCCACGCUCCUCGCCUCCGACGCCUUCCUCCACCUCCGCCGCGCCCACGCCCACCUCCGCCCCUCCCUCCUCGCCCUCUCCGUCUCCGACAACGGUUGCGUCCCGCAGGCGCUGCUCCGGUUUGAAUCCUCCGUGCCCGUGCUCGAGGUCGCCCCGCUGCCGUUGCCCCCGACCCUGCUGCAUUGCGGCGGCUCUGUGUUCGCGCAUGCCCGCGCGGUCGUGCUGGGACGGGAUGUCUUCCUCAUCGGCCGCGGGGCGACGCUGCGCGUCGACGCGCUCACCGGCGCCGCCCGCGCGUGCGCACCCACGCUCUUCCCGCGGAAGAAGUUCGCCGCGGCCGCCGUGGGUGAUCGGAUCUACGUCGCCGGCGGAUCCGCGCGCACCGCGGCGGUCGAGGAGUACGACCCGGAGGUCGACGCGUGGCGCGUGGUCGGCGAGGCCCCGCGGCGGAGGUACGGGUGCGCCGGCGCGAGUGCGGGAGGCGUGUUCUACGUCGCCGGGGGCGUCGCGGUGUCCGGCGAGGGCGCGCGGGCGCUCGAGGCGCACGUGUGCGCCGGGUCGGUGGACGCGCUGCACGUCGCGUCCGGCACCUGGGCGCGCCCCCGUGCGCUCCCCGGCGGCGGCUGUGUCGUGGGGGCGUGCGGCGUCGGUGACCACCUGUACGUAGUAGCCAGCCACGCGGUGGAGCUCUCCUUCUGGAGGUGGUCCGGCGCCACCGGCCGUGGCGGUGACGGCAGAGGCUGGGGCGGGUGGGUGGCGCUCGAGGCGCCGCCGAUGCCGAGGGGGUCGGUGGGGCUCGGCAUGGCGGUGCGCGUGGCGAUGGCUGGCCUAGGAACCAACAGGGUGGCGGCCGUGGUGAGCGCCGCGGCCGUGAGGGGUCACAAUGCCGGCGGCGGCGCGUUGGAAGGGAUGGUGCUGGUUUACGACAUCGCCGGCGGCAAGUGGAGCCGCGCGCCGGACCUGCCGCCCGGGUUCCGCCGCGCCGCGUGCGCCGGCGUCGAGUGCUGAGAAUGUUGGUAGAUGUGGUCCCCGUAGUUCAGUGAGAUUCGUACUAUUUGGUGGAUGGACAGCUUGGUGCAAUGUCAAGUAACAUGGCGCCAUCGUGGGAUUGUUUGUUGAACAGCAACUUGAUUGGUUGCCACAAAAUUUCUCCAGUUGUUAUUUAGCAUAGGCAUUUUCGCAGUUGGAUUCGAUUCGAGUACAUUUCUUGCGAAAAUUAUCAGAAGCAAACUAGUAUACGAGUGAUUGUUCGAUUGAUAGCGAUUGCAAUUCAUUUUCUGAAGCAUUUUUCUAGAGGAUAUCAGCACGCGGGGGCUGUGGGGGACUGUUGACUGUGGUCACGGAGAAGUAGACAUUUUUAUUGUUGUCUACUUCUCCGUGGUUUGGUGCGAUUCCAAGCCCAACAACCUACUGUCGACUAGUGUCCCGCGAGUACUUGUGUUUACAUUCAUUUGCGAUAAAUUUAUAGUAUUGUUCAAUGUUGCAAUGUGGUCCUCUUUCAAUUGCUUGUGUGCUCUGCAUGAUUCGUGAUGAUCACUAGUUUUCUUUCCCACGUGAUUGCACGGUGAGCAAGAACAAAUCGACUGUUUAGUGCUUACUACUGUAAUGUAACACAGUAAUUCUGAAACUCGUAUGAUUCGUCGACUUCCUAGUUCACCAUCAAUCCUUUACUCACACUGCUACGGGGGCGUACACACUCUGGCCAUUGAAAUUCAGAAUCAAUUCAGAUCAGCUUCUUCUUCUGCGCGUCCUCCAUUUACUACCAGCUCCGCCUUAAAUUUUGUCACGCCAUUUUCAACUCAUACGCCGCACGCAUCGCAGCUCGUUCGUGCCACUAUCCAGCUGCAAGCUCCACUUCACUGCAGCCGCAGUCUCCAUCUAUCCCAUUUGAUUUGCCCACGCUGCUGCUACGAAUGCACGCGUCCAUCUCCUUCGCCCUCGCGCCCGCAUCUUCGCCCGACGCCGCCUCCUUCGCGCCCACCGCAGCGGACGUCGGCGGCGCUGUGUGCCUCGGCUACGGCAUCGCCAUCGCCGUCGGCGUCCUCGUCUUCAUCUCCACCGUCAUGCUCGCCUCCUACAUCUGCGUUCGGGCCAAGGCUGGAGCAGCUGCCGUGCUCCUCGCCGACGACGACGGCGGCGGCGCCCCGGCAGCGUCCGCCGUCGUGGUGCUAGGCCUCGACGGCCCGGCCAUCGACGCGCUCUACCCCAAGCUCCUACACGUCGGCGUCGGUGACGACGACGACGCGUGCGCGGGGGCGCAGUGCGCCAUCUGCCUCGGGGAGUUCGUAGCAGGCGACGCGCUCCGGCGAGGGCACGGCUGCGGGCACCGGUUCCACGCGGAGUGCGCGGAGCGGUGGCUGCGGGUGAGCGCCACCUGCCCGGUGUGCCGCGACUCGCCGCUGCCGUCGCCGAUGGCCACGCCGCUCGCGGAGGCCGUGCCCCUCGCCGCGCACGCUCGAUGACACAGGUUCACAUGUCACAUAUGUUACUGCUCUGUAGACAAUUUUUGCUCUCUCGAAUUUUCUUUGCUUCAUUCGAAGCGUGAUUGAUGUACUCCAUACAUUUCAAUACACUCACUCGCAUAGUACUACUCCAGAGUCCAUAUAGCUUUUCUGACACUGGAAGCUUUGGGAAAUAGAUUAGGGUAAGUGAUUAGUGAUAGAUGGAGUAUUACAUUUUUCAUAGCACAGAUCAUCAGGACGAUGUCUGCGGAACAAGCAAAGCUAGCGUGGGGUCGUUUUCAUCAGGCAACGGACAAUACAAUACGUGCAUCUUAUUAUGUGUGCACGUUAACUCGGGAGUGGAUUCUAAUCACUGAGGGAUAUCCCUUAUGUAUAUUUUUCUUCUAAAUUUGAUACAAAUAGUUGUACGGUGAUAUCUAUCGAUUCACCAAAAAUCAAAUUCAAAUUCAAUCUACAUAUCGAGGAAAAAAUGCAUAUGUGAAUAGUAUGCUACUAUUCAUAA